AUGGAGCGUGCAUCGACCGCGCAUGGGCAGCUGUCGCCCAGCAAGACGCGCGCGCAGGCCAAGCGCAAGUACAUCGCUUCACAUGUGCCCCGUGGCGCGUUGGAGAAUGAGACGAACCGCGUCGGAGCGCGACGCGUCCUGCCCAGCGAGCCUGAUCCACACAAUCGCUCGCUGCUGCAUGGCCUCUUUCACGUCGAGGCUCAGCGGCGCGAAGCGACAAAGAUGCGCGAUCAAGAGGAGCAAGAGGAGCAGACCGUGCGGCUGAAACAACAGGACCAAGUGCUGAGCGCGCAGCGCAAAUCCGCGAAUGCGAACCGUGCGCCUGCCUCUUCAUGGCGCGGCGUAUCCGAUUACGAGUACGAGCUUCUGCGUGCGGAGCAGGAUAAGGUUCGAAAAGCGCUUGAACUGGAAGUGGAAGCACAGCGUGCCGAGAUCCGCACUUUGCAAGAGGAAAAAAGCGCGCAAUCUGCGGCGCAUGCGGCGCUGUUGGACGAGGUUGCAUCGCUGCGCGCAAAUGCGGCGCUGCUAAUGCGACAGCUAGCGACACACGACGAUCGCUCACGCGCAAUGCAAACUGAAGCAGAGGAAAUCAAAGCGCGCAACGCGCAUCUUGAACAGGAGCUGUGUGCCGCCGAGACACUGCGCCGCAAGCUGCACAACCAAGUGCAAGAGCUGCGUGGAAAUGUACGUGUUUAUGCGCGUGUUCGUCCGCCUCGUGCAGGGCACGACGGCGACCUGGCCGAGGCAGAGAUCCGGUUUCCGGAUGGAAUGCUUGCGACGCAGCUCGAGGUUGUCGCCAACGCUGAGAGUGCGACGGGCGCUGCGACGAAACGCACGCAUGCGUUCGCAUUUGAUCGCGUCUUUCCUCCCAGUGCGACGCAGAAGGACGUGUUUGUGGAAGUCUCGGCGCUCAUGCAGAGCGUGCUCGAUGGGUACAAUACGACAAUUUUUGCCUACGGGCAGACGGGCUCGGGCAAAACGCAUACGCUGGAAGGCGGAGCAGAGAUGCCCUCUAGCGCCAUUGUGCACGACACUGCAGGUUUGAUUCCCCGCGCUAUGCACAUGGUAUGGCAAGUUGCAGAGAAGCUGCGUGCACAGGGGUGGGAAUACGAAUUUGAGGCGCAAAUGCUGCAAAUCUAUUUGGACCAUAUUUACGACCUGCUCGGCACCGCUGCGUCGGACAAGGAGAAGCACGAAGUUCGACACACAGCGACACACACGAGUGUAUCGAAUACGGUCACUGUGCCGAUGCACGGGCCCCAAGAUGUGUUUUCCUUGCUCGAGUGCGCCAAGAAGCGGAGACAAGUAGCAGCGACGUUGAUGAACGAGCGCUCUAGUCGCUCGCACAGUGUAUUCAUGCUGCGUGUGCGCGGAAAAAAUAGCAGCACAAACGAGACGAGCGAUGCGACGCUGAAUCUUGUGGAUCUUGCUGGCUCGGAGCGUCUCGCAGCGAGCGGCUCGGCAAACGACCCGACGCGCCUCAAAGAGGCACAGAGUAUCAACAAAUCACUCAGCAGUCUUGCCGACGUGAUUGCCGCGCUGGGCAAUGGUCCGAAUGGCGGCGCGGCGCGGCAUGUCCCGUAUCGCAACUCGACACUGACGUGGCUCUUGAAGAACAGUCUCGGAGGAAAUGCGAAAACGUGCGUGGGUGACAUACUCACCGCAGACUGA
Messenger RNA from Malassezia vespertilionis, 1671 nucleotides. RefSeq names its product kinesin-like nuclear fusion protein (gene KAR3). The coding region runs from base 1 to 1671 and encodes 556 amino acids. The transcript has 2 exons. Gene Ontology annotation, molecular function: microtubule binding; microtubule motor activity; ATP binding. NCBI's taxonomy places the organism in Eukaryota, Fungi, Basidiomycota, Malasseziomycetes, Malasseziales, Malasseziaceae. The record is from RefSeq and is a predicted model, not a curated record. Gene Ontology annotation, biological process: microtubule-based movement.